AUAUAUAACCUUUUAUUAUAUACAUACAAUAAUAUUAAAAUAAUAAUAAUAUAUAAUGCUAAUAAAACCAAUAAUUAUUAUGGUGAAUAUUAUUUUUUAUUAAAAAUUAUAAUAAUAUAAUAAAUAUUAUUAGAGAAAUUGUAUAAAUAAUUCUUUUAUAAAAAUAUUAUUUUUAACAUAAAUGUUUAUAGAUUAAAUAUUUAAUAACGACACUAUUACUUUUGCAAGUAAUAUAAUAAGUAGAAUCUAAUAUUCUCAUUGGUUGUUGUCUAUUUUCUUAACGAUUGUGAAUGUUCCGCGCCAAUGAAAAUAUUUGCCGCGUAAAAAUUCAAAAAUCAAUUGACAAAUUUGAAAAGAAAAUGACUGUUUGUCAUGAUAGGGUGAACGCAUAACAAAAGGUGUAAUUUCAAUUUUCUUCGAUAGCAAAUCAUCGUGGAACGUGGAAAAAGGUCAGCAGCAGGAGUACGAUAUGGAUUUUAUCUCACGACGAAAAGUGGGUCACAUCAAAAGCGCCUGUGCGCACGCUUCGAUUAUCGAUUGAAACGUUACGUGCCUUGAGUUCGUACGCUGGAUCUCAUUUAUGUGAAUGCAGUGACUGUGGAUGUUCGUAGUGUGACUUUCUCGCAGUAGGCCAGUGGCUGACAUCUUUCGUUUGUGGUCCGUGCAUGAUCGUGAGUUUCGGAAAAAUGCGGUGAAAUUCAAUAUACAGCGACGUGCCUUCGCGAAAUCGGCCAUUUUGAUAGUGCGUGUUUCGCGAAAACGGAUAGGAUCACUUUUGGCAGCUACCCUCAACGGUUGUGCGUGAAAGUGGUGGCAGCUCGGUGUCGCCCACAGGACACAGCCGUAAAACUGAAAACGAUCGUGUUCUUGGGCUAGUGAGCAAACAGUCUCAACAAAAUGGCAGGAAACGCGGGUAUGGAACAAUUAAUUCCGAUUGUGAAUAAGCUGCAAGAUGCCUUCACACAGCUUGGGGUGCACAUGCAACUUGAUUUACCACAAAUCGCAGUAGUAGGUGGUCAGAGUGCAGGAAAAAGUUCUGUUCUUGAAAAUUUUGUUGGAAAGGAUUUCUUACCUAGAGGAUCUGGUAUUGUAACCAGACGACCACUUAUCUUACAAUUGAUUAACAGUACAACUGAAUAUGCUGAAUUUCUACAUUGUAAAGGUAAAAAGUUUGUGGAUUUUGAUGAAGUACGGAAGGAAAUCGAAGCAGAAACAGACAGAGUUACAGGCAGUAAUAAGGGUAUUUCUAACAUACCAAUAAAUUUAAGAGUAUAUUCACCUAAUGUUUUGAAUUUAACAUUAAUUGAUUUACCUGGCCUCACAAAAGUACCAAUUGGAGAUCAACCAGCAGAUAUAGAAGCUCAGAUUAAAGCUAUGAUUUUUCAGUUUAUCAAAAGAGAAAAUUGUCUUAUAUUAGCAGUAACACCAGCAAAUACUGAUUUAGCAAAUAGUGAUGCUCUUAAACUUGCUAAAGAAGUAGAUCCUCAAGGUGUACGUACAAUUGGUGUUAUUACAAAAUUAGAUCUUAUGGAUGAUGGUACUGAUGCAAGAGAUAUUUUAGAAAACAAAUUAUUACCUUUGAGACGUGGGUAUAUAGGUGUUGUUAAUAGGAGUCAAAAAGAUAUAGAAGGUCGAAAAGAUAUAAAAAAUGCUCUGGCAGCAGAAAGAAAAUUUUUCUUAAGCCAUCCAUCUUAUCGACAUCUAGCAGACAGAUUAGGAACACCAUAUUUGCAACGUGUGUUAAAUCAGCAAUUAACAAAUCAUAUCAGAGAUACUUUACCAGCAUUAAGAGAUAGAUUACAAAAACAAUUGCUUACAUUGGAAAAAGAUGUAGAACAAUACAAACAUUUUAGACCUGAUGAUCCUGCCAUAAAAACUAAAGCUAUGUUACAGAUGAUACAGCAACUUCAAUCAGAUUUUGAAAGAACUAUAGAAGGUUCAGGAUCUGCACAAAUCAAUACAAUGGAGCUUAGUGGAGGUGCAAAAAUAAAUAGAAUAUUCCACGAACGUUUUCCAUUUGAAAUUGUCAAAAUGGAAUUUGAUGAGAAAGAAUUAAGAAGAGAAAUUGCUUUUGCUAUUAGAAAUAUUCAUGGUAUCAGAGUAGGUUUAUUUACUCCCGACAUGGCCUUUGAGGCAAUAGUCAAGAAACAAAUCAAUAGACUCAAAGAACCUAGUUUAAAAUGCGUGGAUUUAGUUGUACAGGAACUUAGUAAUGUUGUACGCAUUUGUACUGAUAGGAUGUCACGUUAUCCCAGAUUGAGAGAAGAAACGGAACGUAUUAUAACUACUCAUAUUAGACAACGAGAACAGUUGUGUAAGGAACAAUUGAUACUCUUGGUUGACUGUGAACUAGCAUAUAUGAACACGAAUCAUGAAGAUUUUAUUGGUUUUGCCAACGCGGCAGCCAGUAGCCAUAAUGCAAGUGCACAACAAUCUUCAGAAAAUGCUGUUAAAUCUGGUCGUCAUACAUUAGGCAAUCAAGUAAUACGUAAAGGAUACAUGUGUAUCCAUAAUCUUGGUAUAAUGAAAGGUGGCUCAAGAGAUUAUUGGUUCGUUUUAACGUCAGAGAGUAUUUCAUGGUAUAAAGAUGAAGAAGAACGUGAGAAGAAAUAUAUGCUACCUUUAGAUGGAUUGAAAUUGCGCGAUUUGGAACAAGGUUUUAUGUCUCGGCGGCAUUUGUUUGCUUUAUUCAAUCCAGAAGGCAGAAAUGUUUAUAAAGAUUACAAACAGCUAGAAUUGAGUUGUGAGACUCAAGAUGACGUUGAUUCAUGGAAAGCUUCUUUUCUCAGAGCUGGUGUCUAUCCUGAAAAAUCAACAGAACAAGCAAAUGGUGAAGGAGAGGAUAAACCAAAACAACGGUACGAGAAAAACGGUACAGUUAGUAUGAAAAACGGUGGAUCAGAAGCUCAAUCAUCCAUGGAUCCUCAACUUGAACGUCAAGUGGAGACUAUUAGAAAUUUGGUAGAUUCAUAUAUGAAAAUUGUUACAAAAACAACUCGUGAUUUGGUUCCAAAGACAAUUAUGCUUUUGAUUAUUAACAAUGCAAAAGAUUUUAUUAAUGCAGAGCUAUUGGCACAUCUAUAUGCAAGUGGUGAUCAGGCUUCCAUGAUGGAAGAAUCGCCCGAAGAAGCACAAAAACGAGAAGAAAUGUUACGCAUGUAUCAUGCGUGUAAAGAAGCACUUCGUAUUAUUGGAGAUGUUUCGAUGGCGACAGUGUCUACUCCAGUCCCACCACCUGUGAAAAAUGAUUGGUUAGCAUCCGGCGAAAAUCCAAGGUUAUCACCACCAUCUCCUGGUGGACCAAGACGUGGAGUGACACAGCCACCCCCUCUUUCUAGUUCUCGAGCUCCACCUCCAGUUCCUACGGGUGGCCGACCAGCCCCGGCUAUUCCUAACCGACCUGGACCCGGUGGACCUCCGCCAGCCCGUGCUACACCUGGCCUACCUCCUCCUCUUAUACCAUCUCGUGGGGGUGGUCUUCAGCAGAGGGUGACGCAAGCUGCGACGCAGGCCGCUGCUAAUGCCGCCGUGAACGAGCUGAUGGAUGCAUUCAAGAUCAAGCGUCCCGUACCCAAUAUUCCUCCCCGAAUUCCCGACAGACCGUACUACGGCCGAUUAAACUGAGCUAGUCCAUGGAAAGCACACGACACCUGUGCACACCCCACGCCCGAGAGUAUUCGAAGAAAGAGUUUCGUUUGCGAAACGAGCCGAUGACCGGGGACACGAGCUCAGCACGAGACGAGAAAAUGGUGGAAGACAAUGUGAUGGUUGUUAACCCGACGCAUUGACUGAUUCGAAAGAUGAUGGGUGACGGUGAGAGAGAAUCCGGGGUUUCGGGAGAGAAUCUUCCGAGGAGCGCAGGACGCGCCGCGUCCUAUUCUUUUUUCUCUCUCUCUCUCUCUCUGUCUCGAGAUCUUCGCCCUCCUUUAAUCUUGGCUAUGUCUGUCUUUGUACAAAAAAAAGAAAAGAAAAGAAAAAAGAAAAUUUCUGGUCUUCGUCGCGUCUGGCGCGCGUGAAGAGGAAGGUGAUUGAAUGGAAAAGGAGGGAAUUGAUGGAGGAGGAGGAGGAGGAGGAGGAGGAGGAGGAGGAAACAAGGAGGAACAAGGCUGUGCCACGAAAACAAAAGGGAAGAGAAAGAGGGACCAAGAAAUGAUGAACAGACAAGGGGCAAGGCGAGGGAAAGCGACGUAUAUAUUAUAUAUAUGGAUGGUCUGUGCCUGGUCUGUUAUCUAUCGAUGGUCGACAGCCGGAGAUCCAAUCGGUCACUUCUACUUCUUCUUUCUCUUGAUAUUUCGUCUUCUAUGUUAUUUAUAAAUACCGUUUAGAAUUACGUGUUUUAGCUGUUAAGUAUUAAUAGACUCGAUGCCGCUCGAUGCGCGCGAUUAAAGCUUGGAGGAUUGGUUAUAAAUGUUAAGAAAAAAAGGGUCUUCCGGCAAGAAGCGACGCAGUUGUUAUUUUUCGAAAUAACCGAUUUCGUCCUUUUUUUCCCCUUCUUCGACGGUUAUCAGUAUUAUAAUAAGUAAGAAUCGAAAUUGCACGUUAUUGCGAUUAUAAAAUCAAAUUGAUCAAAUUUUUAAUCUUGUUCAUUUUUGUUUAGAAUCUUUUUUUUUUUUUUCUUUAAUAAUGAAUAAAUUAAUCACGUAUUAUAUGGGGCUAAAUUUUAAGUUUCGAACGUUAAUUGUUAAAUUCUAGGUAGCUUUGUAUUACUUAAUAUUUUAUUACGCAACGUAUUUAAAUAUAGGGCGAUAGGAGUCGAUACCGUUCGACCAAAAUGAUUUUUAAACUGAAGCAAUACUGGAGAUUUUCUAGUUGUAAAGUAUUCAUAGUUAGAGGAAAACGUAAUUUAAUUUAGCGAUCGAUUGGCGCUUCUUGUCCGAGGACUCGGCAACAAGGUAUUGUUCAAAUGAGAUUCGUGGACGUAACGACGUAACGUGCAACCCGAUUACCUCGAUUUUAGAAAAACUUACUACUAGAGCAAAAGAGUACACACGGUUCGCUCUACGAUUCAUUCGAUCGAACGGGUGAACGAAAUGCGAGACGAUAUUCAAUCGACCACAGCAUUCCAGAAACGCCUGUGUGCAAGCUUCUUUGCGAAACAUAAAAAAAAAAAAAAAAAGAAAAAAAAAGAAAAAAAAAUAUAUAUAUAUAUUAUAUAUUUUAUAUAGAAAUGAGGAGAAAGUUACGUGGAUUCUCCUCGCCUGAUGUUCAUACUAAACGUAACAGUUCUUUUUUUUUUGUACGAUUAAUUUAUUGAAGUACGAUCACGAUGCCAUUUUACAGCUCGAAUUUAAGAAACAAUUACGAUACAGCAACUUAUUGAACAACGAAUGAUUAAAGAUUGUGGGAAAUUUCUUAUUAUGUAAUUUUUUCACGGUUUGAAAAAUGUAGAAACAAAAUUAUAGGUGUAUGUAUGUAGAGCGCGAAAUUUCUCGUCCGAUAACUUUGUUCAUUUUUAUCUAUUUUUAUUGUUAUAUUUGCAUCUUGACGCGAUAUCGUUAUGUGUCGUGCGAUAGACGCUUUUUUUCCUCGAAAGAACGAAAAGAGCCAAGAUUUAUAUCUUCGAAAAAAGAAAAAAAAGAAAAAAAAACAAACAAAAAAUAAUAACUAUUAUAAUUUUAAAUGGAGGCCAAUGUUGUAGAAGGAAGAAACAAAUUGUACAUAUAUAAAAUCAAAUACGAGUAAUAGUAUUAUUACAUGUCGAUUUACGUGCUAGGGAAAAAGAAUUUUCUUUCUUUUUCCUUUCUUUUUUUUUUUUUUUUUCUCUCCCUCCCCUCUUUUUCUUUUUCUUUUUCUUUUUGUAUUAAACCAAACAUCACGCGUCGAUAGCCAACGCGCUAUGAUAUACGACACCGACUGACGACUAAUGUACCUAGGACAUAUCAGGACGAAUCAAAUAAAUGAUAUUUAAUACAAA
This is a messenger RNA of Apis cerana (Asiatic honeybee), 5914 nucleotides long. RefSeq names its product dynamin-1 shibire (gene shi). The record is from RefSeq and is a predicted model, not a curated record. Gene Ontology annotation, molecular function: GTPase activity; microtubule binding; GTP binding. Gene Ontology annotation, cellular component: microtubule; synapse; plasma membrane. Lineage: Eukaryota; Metazoa; Arthropoda; Insecta; Hymenoptera; Apidae. Gene Ontology annotation, biological process: synaptic vesicle budding from presynaptic endocytic zone membrane; receptor internalization.